Glossina fuscipes is the source of this 2414-nucleotide messenger RNA. It is a transcript of the gene cert, whose product is annotated as ceramide transfer protein. Gene Ontology annotation, molecular function: phosphatidylinositol-4-phosphate binding. Bases 383 to 2248 code for a protein of 621 amino acids. The record is from RefSeq and is a predicted model, not a curated record. Gene Ontology annotation, biological process: ER to Golgi ceramide transport. Lineage: Eukaryota; Metazoa; Arthropoda; Insecta; Diptera; Glossinidae. Gene Ontology annotation, cellular component: Golgi apparatus. The transcript has a single exon.
UAAUAAUCCGCGUCUCUAAUAAUUAAAAAACUUGAUUUAUUGUUUAAAGGUGAAGAGCAGUAAAUGCAAAGUGUGAGAACAUUGUUAAAUGAAGAAAUAAGUCCGUAGCUAAUAAUAGAAUUUUGUUUUUCCAUAAAGAAGAAAAGAAACGCUUUCACACUGGAGUCUAAAUAAAAGUGGGGUAUUAAACGGUAAACUGUAAAGCGUCGCUUGACGUCGCUUGAACUUAAAGUGUAAGAAAUUGAAAAGUGCAACAAGAAAAGUAUUUUUUUAUCCGCUUAAUGACAAUAAUAACAAUCGUGGAUAACGAAAACUUUCACAUAUAAUUUAAAGAUCUAAAGUAAAUAUAGGAACAAAUUACCUUAAGUAUAACUACAUCAACAUGGAUCAUGCUAAAAAAGAAAAGAUUGAUGGGCUUGGCAAUGCCGAUACUACUACUAAUGGGAUUGCUCAAGUAAUAAUAGAUGAAAAAAAUAAUAUGAUAAAUGAGUCAGAAUCACAAAGUGACUCUGACCCUGAAUAUCUUGAUAACUCAAUUGAAUUACGUGGUUAUCUUAAUAAAUGGACAAAUUAUAUCUAUGGUUGGCAGCCCCGUUAUAUUGUACUAAAAGAUGCCACUUUGUCCUAUUAUAAAUCCGAGUCUGAAUCAGACUUUGGCUGUCGUGGUGUUAUUAGCUUAAGUAAAGCCAUAAUUAAAACACACGAAUCGGAUGAACUUCGUUUUGAUGUUGUUGUCAAUAAUUCCAAUAAUUGGUGUUUACGUGCCGAUACACCAGAAGAUCGUAUGCACUGGGUCGAAGUAUUGCAAAUGUAUAAAGAGGAUAAUGCCAGCACAACGGAUACGACAUCAUUAAAACGCCAUGGAAGUAACGUAUCUUUGCAAUCCACUACAAUAUCGGUAGCAAGUGGUGGCAGUUUGAAAAGGACUCAAUACAAUCUUAAGGAAAAAGUCGACGAAAUUGAAACAUUUAAGAACAUAUUAUUUGGACAAAUAGAAACCUUACAAAGAUAUUUUGAUGCCUGCGCAGAAACCAAUAAAGCACCGGGUAAAUCUUUCGAUUUCGGUUUUGAUUUAACAUCCACGGAUUUUAAAGGGGAAUCUAUAACAUUUCGGGCCACCACUACGGGGGUUCUUAAUACAUUACAGCAUUGUUUAGAAAUAAUAUCGGAAAGGGAUCUUACGUGGAAGAGGAAAUUGGAACGCGAAAUUGAAAAACGGAAAAAAUUAGAAGAACAAAUUAGAAAAUAUAAAUUAGAAAUUGAAAAAUUCAAAAGCAUUUCUUAUCCGGGGCCAGAUUUUGAAGAAGGGCCACAUUCCACAUUACCCGAGGAUGAAUUUUUCGAUGCUGUAGAAACCGGUCUAGAUAAAAUCGAAGAAGACAUGCAAUUGCGAGCAAAAUUAAAACUGCAAACGCAACUUUCGCAGAUAUCCGCCCAUAGUUAUACAGCAUUAGGUUUGAAUCAGCCAGUGGAUGACAAUCUGGUAGAUGAUGACGAUAAAGAGUUUGGUACGGGUUCUUUGGCAAGCGGUCAUAGUCUUUGGCCUGAGAUAGAUCGCGUCUGCGAAGAACAGUUGCAUUAUGCCCGAGAAGGUGUCGGCCAAGAUGGCAAUGGUUGGCAAAUAUUUGCCGACGAAGGUGAAAUAAAAAUGUAUAAACGCGAAGUGGAAGUGAAUGGCAUGGUAAUGGAUCCGUUAAAGGCUUACCAUACAGUAAAAGGGGUCACAGCACGCGAAAUGUGUCAUUAUUUCUUUAUGCCAGAGUUCCGGAAUGAGUGGGAGACUACUUUAGAGGAAUGCAUUAUUCUAGAGAAAAUCUCUUCCGAUACUUACCUAUUUUUACAAACGCAUAAACGAGUCUGGCCAGCCAGUCAACGUGAUGCUCUCUUUUGGUCACAUAUGCGAAAAAUAACGAAUAAUCUAGACGAGGAAGCCGUCGAUUGUUGGAUUGUUUGUAAUAAUUCAACAGACUAUUCUAAGCAAGAGUCGAAAAAUGGUAGAUGUGUGCGCAUAUUAUUGACCGUAAUACUAGCCUGCCAAACGCUGUUGCCAGCAAAUAAGAAUACCAAUGAUCAAUUAAGCCGUAAGGAUUUAACCUGUAAAAUUACCUAUUGUUCGGUGGUUAAUCCUGGUGGUUGGGCUCCUGCUUCGGCUUUACGUGCUAUUUACAAACGCGAAUAUCCAAAGUUCCUUAAACGCUUUACCGCCUAUGUGAUAGAUCAGCGCAAAGAUAAACCGAUUAUGUUUUGAUAUUUACUCUUCUACUAUAUCUUGUAAAUUAUUUUUUCAUUAAUAUUUAAUAUAUACACUUUUUCUUUCCUUCCCAUUAUGUUUUGCCCACCGUCCCUUAGACUUUAUAAUGCACUAAAGUUCACUUAUAUCGCGCAAAAAAAAAGAAGAAGCAACAAACAAAAAA